UAAAAUGCCUGUUUCUAUACAGCACCCUUUCUUGGAUUAUUUUCUGGUGACUCUUUUUAACAAGGUUUAUUCUGAAACAAACCAACUAGAAACGCAUGCGCAUCUUUUCUGAGAAGAACACGAUCGACAGGGAAAACAGGACUGGAUGGCAAGAUAUGUUACGACGUAUCAUUCCAAAUCGGUAGCUGCCAGUUACAAACGCCAACGACAGCAUUCAAUGCUAGGAAACUUAAAACAUACAAGCUGAAGGUUUUGCUGAAGAAUCUGCGCAGAUCUACUUCAUCUUGAACAGCACCUGAGCAGUCGCAUUUCAAGUGCCAAAAUAAAGGCUGGGAAAGCGAACGCUCUACUCCUGAGAAACCUGGCCAUUCAAUACAGUAUCUCACUAGUUGUUGGUGUAGCAAGCAUCGUACAGGGAACACAAUCAUGGCCGCAGCUGCCGAACAAUUGAAAGAUAAAAAGAAGAAUCGAUUUCGCGAACGCUUUCUUCUAACACAGGCGGCAUCAUUGGAUGAAGUAAUGACUUCAUCGACAGGCGAAUGCUCGCCUGGGAAUACGACAACGGAUGGCACUUCGAGAUGUAGUAGGAUGCGUCGAUUGCUCUUUCGGCGUACGAGAAGUGAGACAGAGGAUCAGACACGAAACUCGCGGCUCAACAAGACGGAUUCAAUAAUUAGUCCGACGCCAGAACAGGUUGGCUUACGAGUGAAUUUCACUCCUGAAUCGUCCGUUUCGGAAGAGGUUUCCGAUGCAUCGUCCACAUUGCCACAUCUACAUUCUUUGAUGCCUCGUUCACCGCCUCCUCCAUACGAUAAAGAGUCACAGAGCAACACACCACGUUUGGCUGGGGUAUGUCCACCAACUUAUGAUGAAGCUAUGGCGCAGAAUGGGCCCAACGACCAGAACGGCCCGAAUCUGCCAACAAUGGGUAGCAACCUGCCGAUUGGGUACUGCAACUGUCGUGAGUGUCAGGCAAGAUACUUUAAUUCCGAAGAAGAGGAACAAGACGAUAAUUGUGCUGAUGCCGUGUUUCCCAUGGAGACUCACGUGUUGAUGCAGGAAGUGCUUGCUGAUGGCAUGGCUUUUUGUAGUGUUAUGUGAUAGAAACCAAAACGGGGAAAAAAAAAAUCGUCAAUGUCUUGAAGAUUUAAAAAAAAAAACCUGUUAACAAAAGGUCCAUUAUUGCCGUUUUCUCUAAAACGGCGAAUAAAGUGAACUGGUCAUCGUAAAGGUAGACUGCAAAAAGAAAUAAAAAGGAAUUAAGCCAUAACUCUUUCUUUCCCCAGAUAAACCCACCUAAAGUACAUGCAAAUAAAACUCAUACUAUUUACUCAUAUAGAACUUACGAAGAUAAUACGGACUAUCUAUGAAUCGAAU
Messenger RNA from Daphnia carinata, 1377 nucleotides. RefSeq lists its product as uncharacterized. Bases 427 to 1101 code for a protein of 224 amino acids. NCBI's taxonomy places the organism in Eukaryota, Metazoa, Arthropoda, Branchiopoda, Diplostraca, Daphniidae. The record is from RefSeq and is a predicted model, not a curated record. The transcript is spliced from 5 exons.